UUCACGAUUGGAUGCAGCUGUGAGCUCUCAGUCUGGAUCAGGUCCUGGAUCAGGUCUGAAGGUGCUUCACUCAUGGACGAGUCGGCGUUGGAACGUUACUUUGAUGACUCUAUUGCAAAUGACUCCGGCUUUCUUCUGGGCGAGGAGCUGGACCUCCAGAGCCCCGCCCAUUCGAAGGCGGGGCCGAGCAGACCGGUGGGGGAGGAGCUAGACCUCAGCUUCCUACCUGAUGAACUCAGUACGCAGGAUGAGCCGGGUCACCACGACAAAACAGCUGACAGUCAGACUGUCGCUCUGGACGUUUCUCAGGACAGCGGCAUCUAUCCGGACUACAACUCCCAGGGUUCCACAGCAGCAGCAGACCCCCAGCAGGGGCCGUCCAUGUCGGGAUCGGGUGUCUCCUCCUUCUGUCCCAUGACUCCUAUGACCCCCAUGACCCCCAUGACACCUGUGACUGAGAGGUCAGGAAUCAUCCCCCAGUUACAGAACAUCGUCUCCACAGUGAAUCUGGGUUGUCCUCUGGAUCUGAAGUUUAUCGCCCUCCAGGCCAGAAAUGCAGAGUACAACCCAAAGCGUUUUGCGGCUGUCAUCAUGAGGAUCAGAGAGCCCCGAACUACCGCGCUGAUCUUCAGCUCCGGGAAGAUGGUCUGUACAGGAGCCAAGAGUGAGGAGCACUCCCGACUAGCAGCUAGGAAGUAUGCUCGGGUGGUCCAGAAACUGGGCUUCCCCGCCCGCUUCCUGGACUUUAAGAUCCAGAACAUGGUGGCCAGCUGUGACGUGUGCUUCCCCAUCAGAUUGGAGGGUCUGGUCCUGACCCACCAGCAGUUCAGCAGGUAA
Molecule: messenger RNA, 837 nt
Organism: Anarrhichthys ocellatus (wolf-eel)
Lineage: Eukaryota; Metazoa; Chordata; Actinopteri; Perciformes; Anarhichadidae
Gene: tbpl2
Product: TATA box binding protein like 2
Exons: 6
Coding region: 73-837 (254 amino acids)
Biological process (GO): DNA-templated transcription initiation
Molecular function (GO): DNA binding
Source: RefSeq, a predicted model, not a curated record